AUGGCGUACGAGUUGGUCGAACUAACCAUGGAGUUCCGUCUGUCGUACUCGUACCAUGAUUGUCCCACAAACAUUUACUACCGUACCAACCUUUGGAUGGAUCCAGUAACUUUUACUUUUGAUUUCAACAUUCUGAGAAACGAGAGUCAACUCGGCCAAACUCUCCAUCCCUUCUUUUACCAUCUCCGAUUAGACACAGACACCGAUGCUUAUCGUCGGCUGAUCCGUGAUAUUAGUGAAGGUGGAUUAAGAUUGUCGCAAAGGGCGUUUAACCUAGGAUGUAAUUCCCGAGUCUUGCCUCUGAUAUCACAGGUACAAGCACGCCUAGUUGAACACAGGGUUGAUUUGCCGUAUUCGGAUGACAAUGAGUACAUGGUUCCAGCUGCAGAAUCGUCAGUUGACGAGAUGCUAAUCAAGGUUAGGGUUGAAGAUGAAGCCGAAGAAAAAGAUUGCGUUAUAUGUUUGGAGCAACUCAAGGUUGGAUCCGACGCUUCUUCGAUGCCUUGUAAGCAUAUUUUUCAUGGUGAUUGCAUCCAAGAGUGGCUGAGUACCAGCCAUUAUUGCCCUAUCUGCCGUUUCGAGAUGCCAACACAUUAG
Hibiscus syriacus is the source of this 597-nucleotide messenger RNA. Its product is annotated as probable E3 ubiquitin-protein ligase RHC2A. Lineage: Eukaryota; Viridiplantae; Streptophyta; Magnoliopsida; Malvales; Malvaceae. The transcript has a single exon. Gene Ontology annotation, biological process: protein ubiquitination. Gene Ontology annotation, molecular function: zinc ion binding; ubiquitin protein ligase activity. The record is from RefSeq and is a predicted model, not a curated record. Gene Ontology annotation, cellular component: cytoplasm. Bases 1 to 597 code for a protein of 198 amino acids.